AUGGAGAACCAGCGCCGCGACGACUCGCCGUCGGGCCUCUCAGCUAUCGUCGAGGGCGAUGGCCUUCUGGGCACCGGCUUAACGACUCGCCAUAUUGAAGCAUUCGGACGAAAAGUCACAAGUACCGCCGGACACCUGAUGGGACCGGGCGAACAGAAUAGCAACCACUUGCACAAUGCUAUGAGCGACAUCCACCGCGAGUUGCGGCGACCGUCGAUGCAGCGCAAGGUUUUUUCUCUCGCACAAACCACGCCGACCGACCUCGUCCGCUCGAAGCUUUCGACCACCGAGAUUCAAUCCCGUGCCCUCUCGUCGGUCCCGGAUGACCUUCUCGCCAACAUUCCCGAAGAUAGCAGCUCCUACUCCCUUUUCCAAGGCUUCCAGGCCUCCAUACCCGAAGAAGACCAUGGAAAGAAACGACACCGAAGGCGCACCUCGAAGGGCAAGCUUCUCAAGGACACCGAGAAAGGCGGCACCUUGACUGCCGGCCCGGCCGGGUUGAAGGACCAGCGGAAAUCGCUGAGUCGCAAGUUGGAGUUGAUGGGGAUUCGAAAGAACAUGUGCAGCGCGGAGAUUCACGAAAUCGACAACAAGGUAGCCAACUUGCACAAGAUGCGCAAGAUCGUUCUCGAUCGGUUGGCUGGCUUGGAAAUGGACGAGGCGGGAUUGGAGCAAGAACUGACGGACCUCGAUAAUCAGUUGGAAGAUUUCCCAGAAGAAGAUUCACAGGGCACACCAGUUGCGACAGGGACGCCGCAGUCUGACGGUCAAGAUGGCUCUAUUGGGUCAUCCGGAGAUCCAGCGAUGGACGCUUCGUUCAUGUCCGAAUCAAUUUAUGACAAGCUGCCCUCGCCCUCAUCAAAAAGCCUACGACAUCGGUCUAAUCGGAAACGGUCGAUGCCAAUCCUACAUGAACACCUCACUCCUGGGUCCUUGAUCAAGGAAAUAGAAGCACACACCGACCUGGUUACUGCCAUCGACUUCGAUUAUCCAUUUGGUACCAUGGUCAGCGCUGCGUUAGACGAUACCGUGAGAGUUUGGGACAUGAAUGUCGGUCGAUGCUCGGGUUUCUUGGAGGGUCACCAUGCUUCAGUCCGCUGCUUACAGGUAGAGGAUAACAUCGUGGCAACCGGAUCCAUGGAUGCCUCUGUCAAAUUAUGGGAUCUGAGCCGUGCUCGGCCCGUGACUCGAGAUGGGCGUCUCAACAAGCACGAGCGUGACCAAGAAGAUGGAGACUCAGGUCAUAACUUCCCAGCACCGCCGACGUCUAACCUCGAAGACUGCAAUGUCUUUUCCCUCGAGGCACAUGUCGAUGAGGUGACAGCGCUUCACUUCAAGGGCAAUACACUCAUCUCGGGAUCCGCAGACAAGACUCUCAGACAAUGGGAUCUAGUUAAGGGCCGCUGUGUUCAAACAUUGGAUGUUAUGUGGGCGUCCGCUCAGGCAUCGUCUUCCAUGAUGGGAGGAGAAUCUGACUGGCGACCAUCGGGACGCAUGUCCGAUGCUUCGGCUGACUUUGUUGGCGCAGUGCAGUGCUUCGAUGCUGCGCUGGCAUGUGGUACGGCAGAUGGUAUGGUUCGCCUCUGGGAUUUGCGCAGUGGUCAUGUCCACCGCAGUCUCGUAGGACACACAGGACCGGUCACAUGUCUUCAAUUUGACGAUGUGCAUUUGGUCACCGGCAGUUUGGAUCGCAGCAUUCGAAUUUGGGAUCUGCGUAUGGGCUCUAUCUACGACGCUUAUGCUUAUGACAAGCCCAUUACUGACAUGGCAUUUGACUCCAAACGCAUUGUGGCUGCUGCCGGAGAGAGUGUGGUCAAAGUCUAUGACAAGGCCGAUGGCAACCAAUGGGACUGCGGUCCGGGAGUUGGCAUCGACAAUGACGGGCCGUUCCCUGCGAUCAUCGAGCAGGUUCGUCUCAAGGAUGGCUACCUUGUGGAGGGACGUAAAGACGGUACUAUGGCCGCCUGGACGUGUUAG
This is a messenger RNA of Penicillium paradoxum, 1977 nucleotides long. RefSeq lists its product as uncharacterized. Gene Ontology annotation, biological process: protein polyubiquitination. Gene Ontology annotation, cellular component: SCF ubiquitin ligase complex. NCBI's taxonomy places the organism in Eukaryota, Fungi, Ascomycota, Eurotiomycetes, Eurotiales, Aspergillaceae. Bases 1 to 1977 code for a protein of 658 amino acids. The record is from RefSeq and is a predicted model, not a curated record. The transcript has 5 exons. Gene Ontology annotation, molecular function: protein binding; ubiquitin-like ligase-substrate adaptor activity.